AUGAACCUUAGCCACGUCCAGUUGAGCUUUCUUCCGGCCAACACUACGUCCGCACUGCAGCUGCUGGACCAGGGAGUUAUUCGAGCGUUCAAGGCUGUCUACAGGAGGUUCAUGCUGCGAGCGCUGCUGGCCACAAUGGAGAAGACUGACGACGCUGCCAGUGUUUGUCGCUCAGUGAUGCUCCUGGACGCAAUCAAGUGGACAGUCAAGGCGUGGCAAGGCGUGGCAGCGGAGACCAAGGAACCUAGCGACGAAGACGAAGAGUACCCCGACGACGACAUCCCUCUCGCGGACCUUGUCCUGCAUUUCAGGUUCAAGCUUGAUGAGCUGACAUCAUUUGACAAUGACGACGAGACCCAUGAAGCCAAAUGGGAAUCAGACAUCGUGAACGGUUAUAAAGAGGACGCCACCGACGCCUCCGAUCUCGCAGAUGCCACCGAUGACGUUGACCAUGAAGAGGAAACGCCGGAAGUACCUCCAGUGACUAUCAAAGAGAUCCGAGACUUUGCCCUCCGUAUGCAGCGGUAUGGACAUGAAAAGGAUAGCGACUUCCUGUCAACGGCAGACACCCUCCUUAACAUUGCAGAAAAUGAGAUUGUAAAGGAGAAAUGUGCUUUCAAGCAGAGAGUGAUCUUGGACUUUUUUGUGAAAUCGUAA
Dreissena polymorpha is the source of this 657-nucleotide messenger RNA. RefSeq names its product tigger transposable element-derived protein 4-like. Bases 1 to 657 code for a protein of 218 amino acids. Lineage: Eukaryota; Metazoa; Mollusca; Bivalvia; Myida; Dreissenidae. The record is from RefSeq and is a predicted model, not a curated record. Gene Ontology annotation, molecular function: nucleic acid binding. The transcript has 2 exons.